This is a messenger RNA of Enterobius vermicularis (human pinworm), 154 nucleotides long. The record is from the annotation of a GenBank genome assembly. Lineage: Eukaryota; Metazoa; Nematoda; Chromadorea; Rhabditida; Oxyuridae.
CUCGCCGCCCCGUACGCUCGCAGCAUAUCGUGCCCGCAAAUCGAUAUUGGCGCGACUGGAUGCGGACCUUACGUGGCGCUGGGGGCUCAACCAGCUCAGUUGAUUUAGGCAACAGAUACUUAGCCCGAGCUUUGUAUGAUUGUUUAACUUAGAU